CAGUCUUUGAUUCCACACAGAUACCCUCAAAUGAACGCAGUGAAAUGCUUUUUGCUGCAGCAUGUUUCUAAAAUAAGCUCAUUAUAGCCAAAUAUAUUUAGCAGCUUUUAUACUAAGUGAAAGACGAAUGUGCGACGAACUGGAGUGACGACAUACAUUGUCAUGAAAUUUAUUAUAGAUAGCAAAACCCUCAUGCCUGUUUAUGAGUGUGGCUGACACCACGUGGACAAAGAAAAAGAAGUGAAAUUUUCCGCGGAGCCCGGACACCUCUGCAGAACAUGGCGGCCCAGAAGGCAAAGCAUCCACCGCUCGUCCUGGAAGACGGUGCCGUAGUGCGGCAGCUGAUGAGCCUCACGGUGCCCGAGGACAGCGUGGAGGAAGUGCUGGACUUCGUAAAGAAUGCCAUCCUGGACGCCAUGUCCGCCGAGAACACCCGCCAGUCAACGCGCUCGUCGAGCGGUCGAGCGCCCGAGGACGAAGCACUGGAGCGCCGUGCAGCGGCUGCUUUCCGAACGGCGGCGUUCCAGGCCGCUGGUGUCGAAGAGCCGGAGGACGCGGCCAGUCCGCUGUCGCUGGUGGCGCUGAUGCGCCUCAUCCAGGAGGAGCUGGUCACUGACGCCGAGAGCUUGUACAGGCCUGCCUCUGCGAGAAACAGUUCCGAUCACCAGGGACCAAAAGCGGGGCGCCCAAUUGGAGCACGUCGUUAGGCACUGUACAAGGCCCGAUGUUGGUCGUGGGACAUGAUUUCACCACUUGCUAAAAAGGACAUCCUCGGGUCCAAGGCCUCUGACAAUCAAGAUUGCUGACGAUCUCGAAAGGGAAUGUGCAAUAAUACAUUCUCAGCUAAUAAAUUCUUCUAGGAAUGUUUUGCAGUUGUCUUGUUUUUUUUGUGUGUGUUUUUAUGUAUC
Messenger RNA from Dermacentor andersoni, 908 nucleotides. RefSeq lists its product as uncharacterized. The record is from RefSeq and is a predicted model, not a curated record. NCBI's taxonomy places the organism in Eukaryota, Metazoa, Arthropoda, Arachnida, Ixodida, Ixodidae.